GCCAGGUGCGGCCCGCGGAGGACGCGGCGGCCGGCCUGGCGGCAGGGCUGCUCAUGUUCCGGCUGGCGCGCUGCGGAGCCUUGGAGCGACUGAAGCAGCAGCAAGCCACGCCUCCGAAGCAGCUGCGUCCCGCCGCCCCUCAGUGGACUGAACGCUCCAACGAGGGACAGUGGGAAAUGACAGUGGAGGAGAUGGCGUCCGGCAUGGAGGCGGGCGCCAAGGUGGCGCGAGGAAGAGACUGGCUGACCUACAAAGAGGUGGGCGAGCCGCCGGGGCGAGCCACUGUCGUCUCCAAGACCGAGGACGGCAUGGUGUCUGUGGUGUGGGACCAGAACAAAGUGGCUGGCCGGUACCGCAUGGGUUUCGACGGCAGAUACGACUUACGCCUGCUACCCAGUCCGUUGAUGGCUCACAUAGGAGCGAAGGUAGGGGAUGUUUUCAUCGAUGCGAAAACUACGAGCUCGACGUUGGGCCCCAAGAACAUGUCUCUGGUGUUAACUAGUGGCGCUCUUGAUAAGGCGCGAUUCAUCUUCGCGCUGCCUUGCAGCGUCAUUCCGUUCUGGAGCCAGAAGGUGCUGGAGCUGCUGGCGCCCCGCCUGGAGGGCCUGCACAUGUUGGACCCGCUGCAGCGCCACCUCGACGUGGCCCUGGGGAUGCCGCACCUGCAGGCGCUCAGCAUCACCGGCGUGACUGGGGAGCAGCUGAAGCAGGUGAGCCAGAUGGCGUCGCUGCGCCGCCUGGAGCUGCACUGCACGCUGGCCGCCCCGCUCCCGAGUGUUGUUCUUCGAGCUUUUCUUCCCCAGCCCGUGCGUUCCCUGACAGUGGGUUUCCUGACAGUGGCUUUGUGCUGUGUCAUGUUAAAAGCUGAAUCUUCACAUUUUGUACGUGACUAUUUGUUAUGUAUCGAGCAUGCAAUUUAUAAAUGA
Messenger RNA from Thrips palmi, 926 nucleotides. RefSeq lists its product as uncharacterized. The record is from RefSeq and is a predicted model, not a curated record. The transcript has 6 exons. The coding region runs from base 54 to 926 and encodes 290 amino acids. NCBI's taxonomy places the organism in Eukaryota, Metazoa, Arthropoda, Insecta, Thysanoptera, Thripidae. Gene Ontology annotation, biological process: protein ubiquitination. Gene Ontology annotation, molecular function: metal ion binding; ubiquitin-protein transferase activity.